Macrosteles quadrilineatus (aster leafhopper) is the source of this 1440-nucleotide messenger RNA. RefSeq names its product unconventional prefoldin RPB5 interactor-like protein. Bases 236 to 1420 code for a protein of 394 amino acids. Gene Ontology annotation, molecular function: chromatin binding; transcription corepressor activity; phosphatase inhibitor activity. Lineage: Eukaryota; Metazoa; Arthropoda; Insecta; Hemiptera; Cicadellidae. Gene Ontology annotation, biological process: negative regulation of phosphatase activity; negative regulation of transcription by RNA polymerase II. The record is from RefSeq and is a predicted model, not a curated record. The transcript is spliced from 6 exons.
AUUUUUGCUCUAGGCUUAGUUUGAAAAAUUAACCUACUACUAUAAGUUGGAUAAUUGGCAUAAUUUACACCAUGAGCCCAAUAUAGCAAUAUAGCCUAGUGCCGAUGUUGUGUUUUGUGUUGCAUUCAGACGACUUCUGUUCUGUCUGACUGAAUGACAGAAGUUCUACUUUUCUGACCUAGACAUUGCUUUGCUUAAAAUUACAUUUUAGACAACUUAUUAAAAGAACUGCAAAAUGGAAGUCAGCAAAAACAUACAGGAUCUGCAGGUCAUGCUAAAUGAGGCAUCAAGUAGCUACCAAAGCAUAUUACUACAGACACAUAAUCAGGCACUACUGCAGAAUGCAAUACAGACUAAACGUUGGGAAGACUACAAGAAAGAUCAUGAAGAGUUAAGCGAUCGAUUGUUGAAUAUGAGAGAUAGCUUGUCUCAUCCUGUGAUGGUGCCUAUUGGUAAAAAAGCUUUAAUGAGAGGACAGCUGGUCCACACAAACGAGAUCCUAGUCUGUUUAGGUGAUGGUUGGUUUGCCAAGCAGUCUGCCAAACAAGCCGCUGAUAUAUGCAAACGCAGAAUACAAAGUUGUGAUGAAAUGCUUGAUAAGUUGAAGAAGGAGGAAGAACUGUUGAAUUCACGCAAGACUUUCCCAUUUGAGAACGAAGCAUUCAGUGGCACCAAUCAAACACAGGAGAUCAUUGAAGCUUACGAUGAAGAAGAAGAGAAGAAAUGGAGAGAGAAACACAGACAAAAAGAAAAAGAGUAUCGUAAAAAGUUAGCUGAACUAAGACAAGCCUCUAAGCCUAAAAUAGAAUCAGAGGAAGACCUGUGGCGUAGACUGGACGCCUUGGAUAUGCAAGAGGAAUUGGAGGAUGAUUUGAAUAGGAUGAAUGAAGAUAUGGAGGAAGAAGAAGAAGAUACAGAAAGCGAUUCUGAAGAAGAUGUCGACUCAGACGACAACACAUGUGAAUUAGAAGAAAAGAGUGAAAAAAAUUGUUUACAAAGAAGAGUUUCAUUUAAAGAAGAAAAGGACAGUUGUGAAAAUAAACCAAAGAGUGAAAAUGAAGAUAAUGCGAUAAGAAUAGUUUUCAAACAUAGUGAAACAAGUGUACCAGUUCCUCCGAUAAGUAGUGAAAUAAUGAGCCCCUCAGACAUUUAUACUCAAUAUUUAAAACAGAAAGCACCAAAGUCAAUUUUGAAACCUUCCCCUGUUGUUAAUAACCCACCUGAUUUCAUCAAGGAAAAUUCUCAAACUAAUUUGACUUUUGAUCAAAUAGAAGAUCAGCAUCCCGUUUUGCAUGAGGAGCCAGCUGUAAAGGCAGUCAGCGAUCAGGUGGUGGAGAGAACAGCUGAAGUCGCAGACAUUCCUCAAGUCCAGAGGCCUGUCAGUAAAUUCAAAGCUGCAAGAAUGUCAUCUAAAAGAUAGCCUAGUAUGUUUUACCAAAA